AUGCCUACGAACUCAAAAACUACAGCCCAAGUGUCACCUUCGGCCAUUCUAGUCUCUAAAACAGAUGGAAAUUUUAGAAGUAAAAACGAUAAAUAUCCAUUUUGGUUCGGAGGCAAAUCUUUCUAUUUCAAAUGUUUUGAAACUUCAUCUAUUGUUUCUACAGGUGCCGCAUCAUGUUUUUCGUGUUUAGUUACUCACCCUUUGGAUACAACUAAAGUUCGCAUGCAAACCACCAUUAGUACCAACGAGCUAGGAUCUUUAGGAACUGCGAUCAUGAUAAUAAGAAAAGAAGGAAUCCUUGGUAUAUACAAUGGCAUUUCUGCCAGUAUACUAAGGCAGGCCACAUAUUCCACAAUGAGAUUUGGAAUUUAUGAUAAACUGCGCACUCAUCUAACUAAAAAUGGAGAACCUCUUUCAUUUGCGGCAAAGAUUUUUUGUGCGUCAGCGGCAGGUUGUGUGGGUGGUGCAUUUGGUAGCCCUGCAGAUCUUGUUAUGGUAAGAAUGCAAAAUGAUGCCAAAUUACCAUCGGAAUUAAGACGGAAUUACAAGAAUGCAUUCGAGGGUCUCUUUAGAAUUUAUAGAGAGGAAGGAAUGAUGGGUCUUACAAGAGGGAUAGGCCCAAACGUUAAUCGGGCCAUUUUGAUGAACUCUGCGCAGUUGGCAUCUUACGAACAGUUUAAACAAUUGUUAUUAGAAACCGAAUAUUUUCAGGAUAAUAUAAUCACUCAUUUUACCUCCAGCUUGAUGGCAGGACUGGUGGCCACGACUAUAUGUUCGCCUGUUGACGUUAUUAAGACGCGUGUCAUGAAUUCUGGAUCCAAACAAAAGCAAAAUAUUAUGACAAUGCUUAAGACAAUAAUCGUCCGAGAAGGACCAUUUGCAUUAUUCAAAGGAUGGGUGCCGGCGUUUGUGAGAUUAGGACCACAUACAAUAGUGACAUUUUUGGCCUUGGAACAAAUCAAGGGUUUUUAUAAUAAACGUAUAGAGCUCAGAAUGAAAGCUACCGUUUAA
Messenger RNA from Acaulospora morrowiae, 1011 nucleotides. NCBI's taxonomy places the organism in Eukaryota, Fungi, Glomeromycota, Glomeromycetes, Diversisporales, Acaulosporaceae. The record is from the annotation of a GenBank genome assembly.